AGUAGAGAAGCUCGCUCAAAACUAAUCUUCGCAUCAGAAAACACAAGCUCCAUUUAUUUUGAAAAAAUCAAAAAGCGCAAAAGCCUUUUUACGCAAAAACGUCCAAGGAAAUAUUUUCCCACUCUCUAUCGUUGAGUUUGCUUUAAAGCAAAACGUCCAAAAAAAAACAUUGAGUUUACGUAAAAAAGAAAUAAGUAUUUUGUUUUCGCGCUCUUUAUCAUUGAAGCGAGCACGCAAUUGUCUUUUGUGUGCAAUUAAAAUAAAAAUGACGUCGCCUCAGUUUCGGAAAACUGCCAGCCGCAAAAUGGGAGGAGCGGUCUUCGGCAGAGUUUUGAUGUUGUGGUCGUUCCUGUAUCAAAUGCAAAAAUGUCUGGGUCAGGAAGAAUCCAAUUUUGUCAUGCUUGUCUGGCAUGACUCGAGCAUCUGUGUUGCAUAGGCACGAAAAGGCCUUAUUACCUGUCAUGCAAAAGCGCAGCUUACCAUGCCAUGCGGAAUACGUAAGCCAUGGAAGCCAAAAAAUUUGUCAACAUGCAUAGCUGCGUAUUGCAGUGCGUCUAUCAUUCACUUUUAGCAUUACAAGUUUCCAGACCCAGACAUAUUUGCAAUCCAUAUCCUGUUGGGUUCGUCGCUUUUCGGGUCGGCGUUGGAAAAGUCACACUAUCCUGUGCAAAAGUAUCGUACUCGUAUUGCAAUCAUGCGUUACAAAUCCUUUUGCUAAGGUAAAUCUGCAUUACAAAUUUUAUUUCUCAUGCUGAGAAAAUUUGUAAUGCAUUUAUACGAGUACGAUACUUUUGCAGUUCAUACACGCGUCUCAUCUGGGCCUCGUGUGGGGAGGCAUUCCGCGGGACGCGCGCACGUGGUUGCGGUGCACCGCCAGCCGUCUGACGGCCAUGGUGGUGAUUCACUGCCGCUACCGGCUUCGUCUGGGUCUCGUGCUCGAGCUCGUGUGGGGCUGGGGGGGCCGGGGCGCGGCUCCGCUGCGGUGCGCCAGCCGUCUUCUUCCAGGGAGGACGGAUUCGUCGACUUGGAACUGGGUGGUAACCUCCACAGUGCAGCAGGUAGGGCGUCUGCAAGUCGAGUUUCGGAGAGGAAUGGACUUCUCUUGCGCGCUGCUGGAAGCGCUGCUAGCGCUGCUCUCACUCUUGGUGAGGCUGUUGGAAGGCGCGCUCUUAGCGCUGCUAGCAGGGUUGGUGAGGCUGUUGACCGGUUCAAUUUAAGUGACGACCAGGAAAUAGAGGACCUGCGCGAGUUUAACGCCUUCGAGCAGAAACUCGCCGACUGUUGGGACAAUAAUUCCGAUGGAGCAGUCUCUUUGAAGUCGUUUUGGUUCGGUCCGCAUAUGAGGCAACUACAAGGUCUUAAACAACAGCCCCUGUUCAACAGGUUGCCGCCGCCGGACGAGGCGAUCCAGAUCGGGAUUUUUGAUAUCGCGCCGCUGGACAGGCGAUUCAUUCUCCAGGAAGAGGCUCGAAAGUUAUGGAAGGCAGUUGGCGACUUAGUUAAAUCUUUCCAUUUCCCGACACUGCAACGCAUCAUCGAGGAAAAACCCGAUUUUGGGCACGCACAAGCCGGCCGUUGCCCCCGCAAUGGGGUUCGCACAAUCGAAAUGCCUCCGUGGUGGUUUCGUGACGAACAGGGCUUUCUGCGGGACGACGUUCCGUUCUCGUUAUGUGAUAUAUGGUCCAGAACUCGUGGGCCUCUGUCUAGAAAGGACUUGCUGCCCCAGAACAUUCGACAGUCGAGAGAGGGUAAGAGAGUCUCAUUUCUUGCGCGAUCAUACAGCGAUAUCUAUUGGAAGGCGAUCCUCGACAGGCCCGAUACCGACAUAGAAGCCGCAAUCAAGGUUGGCGCUGGACCUCGAGGGAUGCGUGUGGACGAUGUCCACGAAGGUUCCUCGAAUGGCACAAGUACGGCGAUGAAGAAAAAAAUCAGUUGGACUGUCGACUACGAGUUCCAAAGGAAGUAUACCGAUGCGAUUUCCGAAGCGGAUCAUUACAAUACCUUCCCGCCUAUUUCUUGCCGCUCAACAUGGGAGUGGAGCUUUUUGGUGGACUUUGUCGAGUCGGCGCCUCGCCUUCUGAGAGUUGACAUCAAAGAGAUGGACUUCGAAGUCUUCGAAGUUCCUUUCCAACGUGUGGAAGCUGAACAUCACCGGGCUGGGUCUGUCCCUUUGCGUUCGCUCAGCUUUUUCUAGAGCGAACGUGCUGCAUGCGGGUUCGCAUUUUGAUUUUUGAAACAGUUUUGGACCUUGUUUUGUACCUUGUUUUGGACCUGGUAGAGGCGGCUUGUUUUGGGCCUUGUGGUUGUGCGGAG
This is a messenger RNA of Amoebophrya sp. A120, 2313 nucleotides long. The record is from the annotation of a GenBank genome assembly. Lineage: Eukaryota; Dinophyceae; Syndiniales; Amoebophryaceae.